This is a messenger RNA of Athalia rosae (coleseed sawfly), 1956 nucleotides long. Its product is annotated as aspartate aminotransferase, mitochondrial-like. The coding region runs from base 500 to 1720 and encodes 406 amino acids. Gene Ontology annotation, biological process: L-aspartate catabolic process; biosynthetic process. Gene Ontology annotation, cellular component: mitochondrion. Gene Ontology annotation, molecular function: pyridoxal phosphate binding; L-aspartate:2-oxoglutarate transaminase activity. The transcript is spliced from 8 exons. Lineage: Eukaryota; Metazoa; Arthropoda; Insecta; Hymenoptera; Athaliidae. The record is from RefSeq and is a predicted model, not a curated record.
AGUCACCGACAUCGCAUGGUUUUCGACUGCUCAACAAAUGAUAUAGGGUGGUCCAUCCCGGAGUACGAAACCUUGAGCUUCGUUCGAUUAUCAUUUAUUUUUCAAAAGCGUUGAAAAUAAGAGAAAAAAAAAGAAAAAACAAAAACAAACAACGUUCGGCGUAACGGUCGACGUGCCUCCUGCCUGAGCCACGAAAUUUUAAACCCGAUUUCAAAUAGUUUCGGGGAAAAACAACACUUGCGACAUUCUAUUACGCCCCACCCUGUGUACAAUGUGAGCUUCUAGAUAGUGACUGCAAUCACUAUAUUAUCACAUCAAAAUAACGAGGGAAGAGGAGGAAUAUACUAGACCGCGCUUUCCACUUUUCAGUAUUAAUCAGGCUCUCGGUUCGCUUAGAUCUGAGAAAAAGAACCUCUGCGAGGGAUAAAUUUUUACUUCAGCUCGCCGCUCGAAUAAAAAUUCUUCGUGCUCUCUUAUAAGUAUACGCAGUCCGAUCGUCAUGCCGCAUCUUGCGAGUGAAUCUUGGUGGAGCCGAGUUGAAAUGGGACCGCCAGACGUGAUGUUGCGUAUAGGAGAGGCUUACGAUCGAGAUCCGAGAACAUUGAAAGUGGAUUUGAGCGCUGGAGUUUACAGGGACUACAGUGGAAAACCAUGGGUACUACCGUCCGUCCGUAAGGCGGAGAUGAAACUCGCGGCGAAAAAUCUCGACAAGGAGUACCUCCCCAUUGCCGGUUACAGAGAUUUUUGUCUGAACAGCGUAAAGUUGGCGCUUGGCGAGGAAUCGGAACUUUUGGCCGAAGGACGGGUCGCGAUGGUUCAGGGAGUCGCGGGGAUCGGCGCCCUUCGCGUUUGGCUGGAAUUCGUUGCGAAAUAUCACGAGGGUCCGAAGGAAGUGUGGAUCAGUGACCCUAGCUACGGAAACCAUGAACCAGUCCUGAAACAUCUCGGUCCGGUAAAAAUCUAUCGCUACUACGAUCCGAAAACGAAAGCUCUCGACUACGAAGGACUCCUCGAAGAUAUUUCGCGCAUGCCCGAGGGAUCGAUUAUUCUUCUCCAUCCCAGCUCUCACAAUCCAAGCGGCGUUGAUCCGACCCCGAAACAAUGGGCGGGAAUUUCGAAAGCCCUGAAAAAGGGGAAAAUAUUCCCUUUGAUCGACAUGGCUUACCAGGGAUUGAAGAGCGGUGACCUAGACAAGGACGCGGCGUCCGUGAGACUCUUCGCUAGCGACGGCCACCAAUUCGCACUCGUGCAAACCUAUUCGAAAAAUCUCGGACUCUACGGUGAGCGCGUCGGUUGUCUGUCGAUGGUUACGGCGAACCGCGAGGAAACCCAACGAGUCGAAUCCCAGCUUAGAAUAGUGAUCCGAACGAUGUACUCGUGCCCCCCAUUACACGGUAUAAGAAUCGCGAACGAGGUAUUCACCGAUCCGGAAUUGAAGGCGCAGUGGCUCCGGGACAUAAAAGUAAUGACGGACAGACUGGCCGACGCCAGAAAAGGAUUGAAAGAAGCUCUUGACAAAACGGGUUCGAAACUCAAUUGGGACCACGUUAUUAGCCAAGUUGGGAUGUUCUGCUACACGGGACUCAACCCCGAAGAGGUGAAACGGAUGCGGGAAGAUCACGGAGUUUACGCCUCGACUGACGGAAGGAUAUCAAUUUCGGGUAUAACACCCGCUAACGUUGAAUUGGUGGCAACGGCGUUACACGAAGCUACGAAGUGAUCCGACUGCUGGAACUCGUAGAUUUGCAAGAAAAAAAAAAAAAAAAAAAAAAAUCCUUCGAUUUACACACGGAGUGAAAAGUGAUGAAAUCGAAAAACUGUCAUUGCAUAGCUUAUUAUAUAACUUAGGUGCAUAAUUAUACGAAUUGUUGUAUUUUUGGUACAUCGAGUCGAAGAAGAAGAAGAAUGAAAAAAAAAAAGUAAAAAAAAAAAACAAAAAACCCUUUUUGAAUAAGA